Molecule: messenger RNA, 3114 nt
Organism: Hydractinia symbiolongicarpus
Lineage: Eukaryota; Metazoa; Cnidaria; Hydrozoa; Anthoathecata; Hydractiniidae
Exons: 1
Coding region: 1-3114 (1037 amino acids)
Biological process (GO): DNA integration
Molecular function (GO): nucleic acid binding
Source: RefSeq, a predicted model, not a curated record
AUGGAUGAGAACGUAAAAUUGGUAGAUGGACAUUAUCAACUUCCGUUGCCAUUCAAAGAUCCUAUGUGUGAAGUUCCAAACAAUAAAAGUGUCCACAGCCUCAAACGAAAGCUUCAACAGAAUCAGCGGAUGCAUGAUGACUAUUGCACAUUUAUGAAAACCAUCCUCGAUAAAGGAUUUGCACAGAGAGCAGAUCGUUCUUGUGAGAAGGGAAGAACUUGGUACUUGCCACACCAUGGGGUGUACCACCCAAGAAAGCCAAAUAAAAUCAGAGUUGUAUUCGAUUGUAGUGCUACAUAUGGAGGUGUAUCCCUUAACUCUCUUCUCUUACAAGGUCCUGACUUGGCAAACCAAAUCGUUGGAGUUUUGACAAGAUUUAGAGAAAAGCAAGUGGCAGUUGCUGGUGACAUCGAGAGUAUGUUCUACCAAGUCAAAGUACCAGACAAUCAAAGAGACAUGCUACGCUUUGUUUGGUGGCCGGAAGGUAACCUUGACGCCGAAUUGCAAGAAUAUCAGAUGUGUGUGCAUGUAUUUGGAGGCACACAUUCUCCAAGUACUUGCAAUUAUGCUUUAAGGAAAACUGCUCAUGACAACAUCGAUAAAUAUGGUGAAGAAGCUGCUUUAACCCUGAUAAGAAAUUUUUACGUCGACGAUAUGUUGAAAUCUUCAUCAAAUGCCUUGUCGACUUUACGCCUUAUUGAGAAAAUAAAAAAAAUGUGUGCUGCUGGUGGCUUUCCUUUGACCAAGUUUGUAAGUAGCUCAAGGAAAGUACUAGAAGGUAUUCCAACGGAAGAAAGGUCGAAAGAUGUAAAAGACCUAAAUUUCGAUGCUCAAACCCUCCCAAUCGAAAGAGCCCUUGGCGUCAGUUGGUGUGUUGAAAUAGACUCGUUUUGCUUCCGAAUUGUGUUGAAGGACAAUCCACUGACCCGAAGAGGUAUUCUAUCAUCAAUUAGUUCUGUGUAUGACCCUCUUGGAUUCAGAGCCCCAUUUCUUUUACCGGCCAAGCAACUCCUACAACAACUUUGCAGUGAACAAAAGGAUUGGGACGAUGACAUCUCUCAACAACAACGAGCAAUAUGGGAACAAUGGAGGAAUUCUUUACCUCUGCUGAAAGACAUAAGCAUACGACGUUGCAUUGUUCCGGAAUGUUUUGGUAAAGUUUGUGAUGUUUCACUUCACCAUUUCUCUGAUGCUUCCACAAGUGGGUAUGGGCAAGUAUCGUCUCUUCGACUAGUCAAUGAUCAAGGUGAAGUUCAUUGUUGUUUCAUGAUGGGCAAGGCAAGAGUCACACCAUUAAAACCAAUUACCGUCCCACGUCUCAAAUUAUCUGCAGCUAACACAUCAACCAAAGUAGCUACGCACCUUAAAAGGGAGCUCAAUAUUAAUCAUUCGUCUGAAGUUUUCUGGACAGAUAGCAAAGUUGUGUUAGGCUAUAUAACAAAUCAGUCAAGGAAGUUUCAUUUGUUCGUGGCUAAUAGAGUACAGGCUAUUCAUGAAGCUUCCAGUGUUGAACAAUGGCGUUACGUUCCGUCUUCUCAAAAUCCUGCUGACGAUGCAUCACGUGGUCAAACAGUCUUCAACUUUAUAAAAAACGACCGUUGGUUAUCUGGACCCAAAUUCCUACUCCAAUCUUCAGUCGAGUGGGAUACAGGUGAAACCUUCGCAGUUCACAGUGGCGACGUUGAAGUCAAGAAAGUGAAAGUAAAUGCAACUACUUUAAAAAAGGACCUGCCAAAUGAAGGACUGAAAACCAUCUCAGAAGAUGAAAACGAUUCAUUCCAGAAGCUUUUCGAAAGGGUUUCCAGUUGGUAUCGUCUGAAACGGAUCAUUGCUACCAUUUUGACAUGGACAUAUAAGAAGAAGAAGAUUGACGUGAGUGUCCUUGAGAAGGCUGAACUGGCCAUCGUCAGGCUCGUUCAAAGAAGAGCAUUCAAGACGGAAUUGACAUGCCUGUUAGCGAACAAAAGGAAACGAAAUUUGGGUUCUCUUUCUCGUUUAAGCCCAUUCAUGGAUGAGGAUUCUAUCAUACGAGUCGGUGGGCGAAUUGGAAAAUCGUCAAGUCUGGAUUGGAGGAUAAAGCAUCCCAUCAUUUUGCCAAAAAAGCAUCCUGUUACAGAAUUGGUGAUACGAUAUCACCACAAGAAGGUGCAACAUGGUGGUCAAGAUGCAACGUUAAACGAGAUACGACAGAGAGGUAUCAUGAUUGUUAAUGCAAGUUCACGUGUUCGAAACGAAAUCUUCAAGUGUGUUACAUGCAGAAAGCCUAGAGGACGAUUCGGUGAACAAAGAAUGGCAGACUUACCUUCAGAGCGAUGUUCGGAAGUUGCACCUUUCACGUAUUCAGGAGUGGACAUGUUCGGUCCAUUUUUGAUCAAAGAAGGAAGAAAAGAACUUAAACGCUAUGGCGCUUUAUUUACCUGCUUCUCUAGUCGAGCCUUUCAUUUGGAAAGUACAAACAGUCUCGAGACAGAUUCUUUCAUCAUGGCCCUCCGCCGUUUUAUUAGUAGAAGAGGGGAUGUACGUCGAUUACGAUCUGACAAUGGGACAAAUUUUGUUGGUGCUUCAGCAGAACAGAAGAAAGCUGUUAAAGAAAUGGACCAACAGAAGAUUGCUGAAUUUCUUCUCAGAAACAACACAGAUUGGAUCGGUUGGGACUUUAACACUCCUACUGCAAGCCACAUGAGUGGUGUCUGGGAGCGACAAAUAAGAUCUUGCCGUUCUAUUUUGUCGUCACUACUUAACAACCACAGUCAUAGUUUGAAUGAUGAAUGCUUUCGAACCGUUCUAACAGAAGUGAAAGCGAUAGUUAAUAGCCGACCUUUGUCUGUAGAAAUUAUUAAUGACAGUGACAGUCUAAUUCCCCUUACCCCUAAUCUUUUACUGACAAUGAAGUCUAAGAUUGUCAUGGCACCACCUGGGGAAUUUAACGAAAACGACAUGUACAGUAGACGACGAUGGAGAAGAGUGCAGCAUCUGGUCAAUGAGUUUUGGACGCGCUGGCGUACAGAAUAUCUCCAAACGCUUCAACAAAGACGAAAAUGGCAAACUCAAAGACGCAAUUUCGCUGUUGGCGAUAUAGUGAUAAUUUUAAGACGACGCUCAUCAAAGAAAUGA